Brassica napus (rape) is the source of this 5580-nucleotide messenger RNA. RefSeq names its product GDSL esterase/lipase At2g19010-like. Bases 2016 to 3065 code for a protein of 349 amino acids. NCBI's taxonomy places the organism in Eukaryota, Viridiplantae, Streptophyta, Magnoliopsida, Brassicales, Brassicaceae. The record is from RefSeq and is a predicted model, not a curated record. Gene Ontology annotation, molecular function: hydrolase activity, acting on ester bonds. The transcript has 5 exons.
UGACAACUAGUGUGUCCCAACUCUCCGGCAGUGAACUGAGGAGUAAAAGGGCUUGCAUUUCGUCUUCAACCUUCAUAUCAACUUUGUUAAGCUGAUUUACAAUCCCCUUGAAAUUGUUCAAGUGCUCCAUCAUGCUCUGGCCAUCCUUGUACUCCAACUUUACCAACCGUCGAACAAGAAGAGCUUUGUUUCGAGGUGUUUUCUUUUGAAUCAUGGAUUCAAGUUUUGUCCAUAAUUCAAAAGCAUUUGUGUAGGUAGAGACAUGUUCAAAAAGAGAUCGGUCGACAUACUUACGGAUUACGGCAACCGCCUUUCUAUUAAGAAUCUCCCAUGCUUUAUCAUCCUUUCCUUCCGGCUUAUCCUUCAUGAUGAUGGGCUCAUGCAAAUCCUUACAAUAAAGGUGAUCUUCCAUCAUCGGUUUCCAAUAAGAGAAGUUGUCCGUCGUGAGCUUGAACAUGUCACCUUCAAAGGUAACGGUGGCCUCCAUCUUGAAUCUCACGGGUCUUGAUGUUAUGUUUGAACCUGGCUCUGAUACCAGCUGUUGGGAAAAUUACCCAAUAUCGAUGAGAUGAAGAUGGUAUUAGACAACUAGAAAAUUUAAGAAGAAGACUCUUAAUAUUUAGGAAAGGGUUUACUACAAAGAUUUUGUUUUUGGAAACUCUCUCUUACAAAUAUUUUCUCUCUUUGUUUUUCUUGAUUCUUGGAUGAUUACAAAUGGUGCUAAGCACCCCUAUUUAUACAAGUGAAGGAGCACACUCCAACAAGUUCUAGAUUUCUCUAAAUUAUUAUUUAUUUCAAAAUAUCUAACUCCAUAACUUUCUCUCUUCUUCUACACAAUUCUUCUUCUAUACUUCUCCACUUUUCUCUAGAUGUUUCUUCUUCUUGGACUAAGGCUUGAUUAUGAUUUGAUUAGUUUUGGGCUUAAGGAGGGAAAUCCAACAAAUCUCCCCCUUCCCGAUUUAGCCCGAAACAGUCGCCAUGCCUGUGCCUUUGCAGCAAUCUUCAAACUUCUUGAUCGGUAAUACUUUGGUCAUAAAGUCUGACCAAUUUUCGUCGGUGUGUACCUUUGUGAGAUGUAUGGGCUUCUCUUCCAGAACUUCUCGGAUCCAGUGAUGUCGGAUAUCAAUGUGCUUUGAGCGAGAGUGAAACGUUGGAUUCUUUGCUAAGUGAAUAGCACUUUGGUUGUCACAUAGCAUGUUGUACUUGUCUUGCUUUACUCUCAACUCAAGCAAGAAGUUCUUCAUCCAUAGCAUCUCCUUGCAUGCUUCCGUUGCUGCGAUGUACUCCGCUUCCGUUGUGGAUAAGGCAACACACUUUUGUAAUUUCGAUUGCCAGGAAACAGCUCCCCCUGCAAAGGUUGUCACAAAUCCUGAUGUUGAUUUCCUUGAAUCUUUAUCACCAGCCCAAUCUGCAUCGGUGUAACCGUUCAGCUCAAAAAUUAUGAUUUGUCAGUGUGAACUCUUCCUCAUUCACUGCCAUUUUUGAAUUAUUUGGGUUGUUAUAUUUUUUUUGCUACUAGAAUAUAUCAUCUGAAUAUGAAAACAUCCCUUUCUCACCAGCUCUUAAAAAGAAUCAUCUGAAUUAAUUAUUUAAUUUUUAUACUGAAAGCUACUGCAUUUUUAAUUUACCUCAUCAUCAGUUAGUGAUUUAUUAAGUAUGUACAUUAUUAUACAUUUAAAAUAUUUGAUAUAUGUAUUAAAUUUUGCGUAACAUAUAUAGGAGUACUAUGCUAAUGAUAUGGACAACAAUAGUUACAAAAACACAUUAUUAGUAGCAUUAGCAUAAUCCAUUAUCAACAAUAACCACAUUGACUAAAUCGAAAGACUCUCCCUAAUUUUUGUUGUAUUUUUCCCUUGUUUUACUCAUUACCUCAAUAUUGUUCAUAGACUCAGUUUCACAUGUAAAGUUCAACUUCGGGUUUCACUUAUAUAAACUAUAUAUAGAUAGACUGGUCGUAUUUUUCUCUUCAACAAAUAAUUCUCCUUUUCAGUUCUGUGAUUUGAUAUUUCAAAAAUAUGGUUGAAGAAGUAUUAUCUAAGGUAUUUUGGGUUGUUGCUGCUACCGUGUUUGCAGCUGCAACGGUGGGUUACACGCAACAAGUGCCAUGUUACUUCAUCUUUGGAGAUUCAGUUUUUGAUAGUGGCAACAACAAUAACUUGCAAACUAAGGCAAAAGUUAACUUUUUACCUUAUGGUAUUGACUUUGCCAAAGGCCCGACUGGCCGGUUCACCAAUGGCCGCACUAUCACAGAUUUUAUCGGUGAACUCUCGGGUUUCAAGGAUUUCAUUCCGCCAUUCGCCGGAGCAUCACUAGAACGAGCUCACAUCGGGAUGAACUAUGCUUCUGGUGCAGGCGGACUCCGUGAAGAAACUAGUGAACAUUUGGGUGGUCGAAUAAGUCUAAGAAACCAAAUACUAAACCACAAGAAGGUGAUAAAGAAAGUGAAUGUGCCAUUACAUAGACUGGAACAAUGCCUCUAUGCAAUCAGCAUCGGAAGCAACGAUUACGUCAACAACUACUUCAUGUCAAAACCAUACAACACGAGUCGCCGGUUUAAGCCCAAUCAAUAUGCACAUUCUCUCAUCUUACUCUAUCAUACUCAUUUGAAGAGUUUGCACCACUUAGGAGCGCGGAAAGUGGCACUUUUUUCAAUCAGUAAGAUUGGUUGCACACCAAAGAUGAUUAGGUCCCAUGGUGGCGGAAAAGGUUGUGCGAGAGAGGUGAACACUGCAGUGGCAAUCUUCAAUAAGAACCUAGAGGACCUUGUAAAAGAUUUCAAUAAGAACUUCCAUGGUGCUAAGUUCACCUAUGUUGAUAUUUUCUCUGGUGGAGAUCCCUUAGCUUUCAAAGUUUUAGGAUUUAGGAUUAGACACAAGGCUUGUUGUACAUUAUCUCUAGGGGAAGAACUUUGCGCACCAAACAAACCAAUUUGUGGAAACCGGAGUGAAUAUGUCUUUUGGGAUGAUAUUCAUAGCUCCGAAGCCACUAAUAUGAUGAUGGCUAGAAGCUCAUUUGAUGGACCUCUAGGUAGUCCGUACAGCAUUGCCAGCCUUUUGAAGCAAUAAGAAUCGUAGCACUACUUUUGUAGUUGGCUAAAUGAUGUGUUACUAUAUAAAUGUAACGAAUUUUAGAUUAUAUUGUAAUUUUCUCUUUGAAAUGGUUUUAACAAUUUACAGAAAUCUUCAGCAUCUGCUGCAUUCUUCAUCUGAAUAACAAAAUAUAGAAUGAAAAAAGAACUCAACAAAACAUCUAAGAAAACCCUUUUUAACAUCCUUAAAUAAGUUCAGACAAGUGGAUGUUCUGUCAUCUUUGUAUAUAUAGAGUUAUACACUUUUCUUAAUUUUCACGACAAAUAAAAACAAAAUGAAGAGAUAUCAAAUAUAUAUAUCUGAAAGCGGAGAGAUGAAGACCUCGAUCGGGGAAAUCCCUUGCUAUUUUUAAGUUCAAAGUUUGAUCAACGGAUCAAAGUACGAGCAGACCAAGAAGCAAGAACUUACGAGUUGUUUAGUAAUAACCUGAAAGCUCUAAACUGGUCAUAAUUGCGAUGUAGAGUAGAACAACUUCUACCAGAACAAUACCAGAGAUAGAGGAAAUGACAUUAAUAGUAAUUAGUAAGAUUGGAAAACCUGUGAAAUAUAAUCUUCUUAACUAUUAAAACUGAAGUACAUUUUGUACUCAACCAUGACUUUUCUUAAAUAAUUACUUUGCAUGCCACUGACUUAUGAUUUCAGUUUUCCCCAUUGACCUACACCUAUUUUAAUUUACAUUGACCUAGACCUAUUUUAAUUUUUAAAUAUCUCUCUCCCUUGAGCCGAUAACCACAUGUUUUUUUUUCAAAUUCUCAAAGACUAUAAAUCCCUAAUUCCCCGAUUAAUUUGUACGACCUGAUUUCUUCAUCUACUUCAAUCUUUCUUUUGAUAUUUCAUCUAGUAAAAUUCCGAUUCUUCUUUUGCUAAUUGUUCAUCUGAUUCAUAUCCGUUGAUUCGUCUGAUUGAAUUCAAUUCGUUUUCACUUUUCGAUUGAGAAUCUAUGUCUAAUUUGGGUUUAGAUUACUAGACUAUGUAGAUCUAGCUUGUUGAGAUGAGUUUCCGUCAGAUCUUUGAUUUGCAUAUAUAAGGCUUGAAUUUUAUAUAUUUAUAUAUAUAUAUAUAUAUGUGCCAUGAAUUUAGUGCUUGAUUUGUUAAUUUUGAUUGUAUUUUCCAGAUUUAAUAGCUGAAGAUGGCGGACUCUUUGAAUAUGUCUCUUGAUGAUAUGGUUAAGAGGAGAAAGGCCGCUAAAAGUCUGGUGGUAAAGGAAUUUCCCGCAGUGGAGCAAAAGGUGUAACACUACUAGAAAACACGCUACAUUCUGACGGACAUUCCGACAGACAAUAUUUUCGUCGGUUUUCUUUGACGAAAUUCCGACGAAACAUAUAAUUUCAUGAACGUAAGGUCGUCGGAAAUAUCCGACAAAAUUCCGAUAGAAUAUUAUAAUUUUGGGGUUUCGAUAGGGAUUUGAAGUUCGUCGGAAUCCCAUCGAAAUAUUCCGACGGAAUUCCGACGGGGUUUUGACUUUCGUCGGAAUGUCGUCGGAAUAUCCCAACGGAUUUCCGACGAAACAGAUUUUAGAUUUGCAAAGUUAUUAUAAAUGUAUAAUUGGAUACUUAAAAUAUCCAAAUAACACAUAUAUAAAUUUAUAAUAUGAAAUUAGUUCACACCGUUAAAUUUUUUCAUAUAAAAAAAUUAUUUACGUAAACAUAUCAACGUAUUCGUAACAUCUUCCAAUAACACUUAUAUACUUAUACAAACAUAUUACAGUAAUAUGAGACUAGAUUUUGAUUUUGUAUAAUAUCGAGUGAAACAAGUAAUUAUUUUAGUUAAACCUCUUAUAAAUCAUUUACAUACUAUCAAAUAUUUAUAUGUGAUCAUUAGAUUGUUGUUUUGAAACCCCAAAUUCUUAUUUCUCCGAAUUCCAUCGGAAAUCCAUCGAAAAUUCCGACGAAAUUCUGACGGAAAAUACCGACGAAAUUCCGACGGACUUUAACCCCGGCAAAUAAAAAGACAUGCAGAAACUCAUAGUUUCUCGAGGCUUCCUUUGUCGAUAUUUUCGAAACAUUCUGACGGAAUUCCGACGAAAUUAAUGUGACAGACAGGAUUCGUCGGAAUUUUUCACUUUACACGGAAUUUUUCACUUUACCCGGGAAAAAAAUUCGCGAAAUUUAUUUGGUUAACCGGUUAAAAUAGAACCGACUGAAUUCCGAUGGAAACUGUCUGUCGGUUUAUUUUUAAUACAUAAGCCGACCCUUCUGCUUCUUCCUCAUUUUUUUUCUCUUCUUCUCUGCAAUCUCCGCCGUCGUACUCCUCUCUCUCUCACAAAUCUGCGAUUCCGACCCCAAAUCCUCCAAAUCUCUUCCUCAAUCAUGUAAGUCAUCUAAACCCCUCUUUAGAUUACAUUUUUUUUAGGUUUCGAAUGUUAGAUUUGUGGACUUUAGGUUUUGAAUCUGAAGAUUUAGGAUAGAAUUGAUAGUUUAGGAGUUAUAUGCUAUUAGAUUUUGUUUUAGGUUGUUGUUUUGUAUGUAGAUUGAAACUUUUAGACGUUAGA